Molecule: messenger RNA, 2733 nt
Organism: Penicillium manginii
Lineage: Eukaryota; Fungi; Ascomycota; Eurotiomycetes; Eurotiales; Aspergillaceae
Product: RING finger protein
Exons: 7
Coding region: 1-2733 (910 amino acids)
Source: RefSeq, a predicted model, not a curated record
AUGGCUGCGGCGGACCCGCCGGCUGGUCUCUUGGACAUCGCUAGCACUCUUUCCCAGGAUGACAUUCCUUUCAAGCUGCGAUGCGCCAUCUGCAACAAGCUGGCGGUGAACGCGUUUCGCCUGCCAUGUUGUGACCAGUCUAUAUGCGAGGCUUGUCAAACAUCACUCUCGGACACUUGCCCCGUAUGCGCUCAUAACCCCGUCUCUCCCGAUCUCUGCAAGCCUAAUAAGGCUCUACGAACCACCUUGAAAGUCUUUUUGCGUACCGAGGAGAAAAAGCGCGAGAAGGAACGCCAGUCAGCCGCUGCUACUCCCACUCCAGCCACCCCAGUAGUAGAGACUCUUGCAUCAUGCGAGCAGCCCUCCAUUGAAGUUCCCGUCGAGCAGAAUCGGGCUGCAGAUAUUGUGGCCCAGGUGCCAAAUGCACCUAAAGUCGAGGGCGAAGUCGAGGCAACAGCCGCAGGGUCAGAUCGCGCUCCGACCGAAGAUGCCCUGGCAGAAAGCAAAGAAUCAGACCCUGUGCAAAAUGGUGGCACUGAAACAGUCCCGCUGGUCUCUGAGUCUGAGGCUAUUGACCAGUCCACUGGAAUUACCACGGCCACCGACGAAGCCAAACAGCUCGCCAACCAAGAAGAAAUGGCCCAGUCUGAAUCUGUCCAACCCUCCGAGGACCUACCUCUGCAGCCGAACGGUAACAUGAUGAAUAUGGGUCAAGGAGGCUUCCAAGGCAUGGGCUGGAACGGGAUGAACCCCUUCCUGUCCAACAUGCUCAACUAUCAAAACCAAAUGGGCAUGAACCUGUCAAUGGAUCAAAUGGCCGCAAAUCAGGAAAUGUUCGGAGACUACGGAACGAACAUGGCUGGAAUGGGCAUGGGCAUGGGCACGGGCAUGGGAAUGAAUUAUAACGGACAGGGCAUGUAUGGAUCGUCAGGAUGGGAUGGCUCAUGGCAGAAUGCUCAAGAUAAUUACAAUCCAAAUGCUUUUGCAAAUGGCGGUGGCCCUCAUGGAGCAUUUGGUGGGCCUAAUAUGCCCUACCCUUCUAACCCAGAAUACCAGUCUGGCUACUCCGGCCAAGGAUAUGGUUAUGGAGGAUAUCGAGGUGGACGCGGAGGCUUCCAGGGCUCUGGCCGGGGAGGCUUUACUUCUGGCCACGCAAUUUACAACACAAAUUCGGAAUCAGACACUGUGGUGACAUCUAAUGGAGCUGAUAACGCCGAUGGAGCUGUUCUCAAUGGAGACGGACCUCAUGCCAACGGGAAUAGCGGUCCUGAUUCAGUAUCCCAAGAAACUACACAUGAAGGCAGAUCAGAGCCCGUGUCGGAUGAACAUGGAGCAGUAGGCCAGCAACUACAAGGUAUCCCCACUAUUGAAACUCUGGAUCAAUCCAUGUCGAAUAGCAAUCACGGCUGGCAAGGCCCCGGGUAUGGCCGUGGUGGGUUCCAAGGCCCUGCUGGUCGCGGCCGUGGCUACUGGGGUGGCCAGAUGCCCAUGAACGGCGGUUACCAAGCUCCCAUGCCACCCAAGGCACCAGUUGUCGAAGCAUGCUUCGGCAGCGGGCUUUCCAGCAGGGUCGAGGAACAGGGGGCAAUAAGAUCCCGGUACUGUCGCAAGGUGGGGAUUCUGAAACCCCCCCAAGACAACACACAAGCGGGAUCUCCUACCCAGCCAGAUCCUCAAACACAGCAGCCAGCUCUAAGGUCUCGAUCCCCAUCUCAAGGCCAAUCCUCCCGCGCACGCUCGGCCACAGCAAACCUGGUCAUCGAUGACAAAAUGAACUCCCGACAGCGUGAUUCGAACCGCUCUGACGAUGUCCAAAAAGGCCGUACUAACGGCCAUCGUUCAUCAGGUGGCGCAGAUCGCCACAAUGGCAGAGGCCGCCGAGAUGAAUAUCGCCCAGCACGGUCUCACGGUCACCGCAGUCGCGCCAAUAGCCGCACCCGUAGUCGAAGUCGGAGUCGAAGUCGGAGUCGCAGUCGCAGUCACAGUCCAGGAAAGAAUGGUGGCUCGCGUCAUUCCAGUCGACUCCCACCCGCUAUCGACGACAAGCGGCUCAACAAGCUCAAGGAAUCUUCAGACACAGGCGGAUCUCGUGACUUAGCCAGUCGAGUGAGCAGCCGCCAUUCGAGUAAGGAUAGAUCCUCACGUCGUGAUGAUGAGCGCGAGCGAGAGAGAAACAGAGAUGGCGACAGAGUUCGUUCUAGUCGCCGCCGCGACCAUGACCGCAACCGUGACCAUGACCAUGAUCGUGAUCGCCGAGACCGAGACCGAGCCCGAGAUUCCGAUAGAGAUCACCGACGAGACCGAGACCGAGAGUCCGGCAGAGAUCGCAACCGCGAACGAGACCACAAUAACGAGCGUGGCCAUGAUCGCAACGGACGAGAGCGCGAACGAGACCGCAAAAGAUCUCGCCGAGAUCGAUCCGAGUCCGCCAAUGUCAGCGACCAUUCCUCACGCCCCCAACCCCGACGACCCAGGCGCGAACCAAACAACGACCGCUCUCGAGGCCGUACCUCCAGACCAGAAAGCUCAAAGGCAAGCUCCAAGGAAACACCCAAGGAAGCUGAGAAAGAUCCCUACACACUUGCUCGCGAAGCCGCCAAUCGUGAACGCGUCCUUAGGGAACAACAGAAUCGUGGGGCUAAGUCUGCGCCGAAGAGUAGUCGUCGGGAUAGUCGACAGGAACGUGUUGUUGGUGGUCGUCGACUGAACUACAAAUAUGAGGAUGAGCUUUGA